Molecule: messenger RNA, 642 nt
Organism: Symbiodinium pilosum
Lineage: Eukaryota; Dinophyceae; Suessiales; Symbiodiniaceae
Source: the annotation of a GenBank genome assembly
AUGGAGUACAAGGCUGAGCCCUCAAGAUCACCGCUCUCAACUUGCGGAAUUCCUGAACUUCAGCAAGCCGGCAGCAAGGCCGCCCAGCUGCUGGUUGCGGGACUCCUUGCCAAAGGCGCGGACGCGGACAAAGCAGAGGCGGCUGCAGCUGUGCUGUGCCUCAUGCUGGGCGGCUUAGAUGAGGCACACAACCUGGUAACACCGCACACCUGGGGCUCGCCCACCACCUUUGGAGGACCACCGAAGCUUGGGAGCACCGUAUUUCGGGAGGCUGCCUACUGUCACGUCAUCGUGCAUCGCAUGGAAGGUGAAAACUUGGGCGAGUUUGGAUCUGGGUUCAACAACAGCAAGUACUGGAUGGGUCAAGCGUUCUCCCUCGGUGCGAGCCAGCACCCCAUCUUCCCCCAACUUCGAGAAGAUGCAGAAGGCUUCGUUGGUGAGUGCCACGAUUCCCGCUGCCUGCUUCGGACCAUGGGACCAAAGUGGGAGCCAUCCCUCUUCAACAAACUGUGUGAGGAUGUGCUUCUGACAGAGGACCCAGCUACCAUGGAGUUUUGCAAGGCUGUUCAGACUAGAGAGCUUCAGCUCCUCUUCGAGCACAUUAUGGCUGCUCCUGAUGAUGUACAGGUGCAAAUGGAAUGA